Drosophila novamexicana is the source of this 1058-nucleotide messenger RNA. Its product is annotated as 1,5-anhydro-D-fructose reductase. The transcript is spliced from 5 exons. Gene Ontology annotation, cellular component: cytosol. Gene Ontology annotation, molecular function: aldose reductase (NADPH) activity. Bases 25 to 978 code for a protein of 317 amino acids. NCBI's taxonomy places the organism in Eukaryota, Metazoa, Arthropoda, Insecta, Diptera, Drosophilidae. The record is from RefSeq and is a predicted model, not a curated record.
UAUUAUACUUUAAAUUAUCAGACUAUGAAGCCGGCACCGACUGUCAAAUUGAACAAUGGCUACGAAAUGCCCAUCUUGGGUUUGGGUACAUAUAAUUCGAAGAACAAUGAGGGCGAACUAGCUAUAAAGCACGCCAUUGACAUCGGAUAUCGGCAUAUAGACACCGCCUAUUUCUACCAAAACGAGGCGGAGGUGGGCAAGGCCAUUCGCGAUAAGAUUGCUGAGGGUGUGGUCAAGCGUGAAGAUAUUUUUCUAGUGACAAAACUCUGGAACAUACAUCAUGAUCCCAAACACGUAGAGGCUGCGUGCCGCAAGCAGCUAUGCAACUUUGGCUUGGACUAUAUAGAUCUGUAUUUGAUGCACAUGCCGGUGGGCUACAAGUAUAUCGAUGAGGAAACGCUGAUGCCGAAAGACGAGAACGGAGUGCUUCAGCUGAGCGACGUUGACUACUUAGACACAUACAAGGCCAUGGAGCAGCUAGUUAAAAUUGGCCUUGUUCGCAGCAUCGGGGUGUCCAACUUCAACAGCGAACAGCUGUUGCGUGUGAUAAACAAUUGUGAGAUCAAGCCGGUCACCAAUCAGGUAGAGUGCUCACCAGCGAUUAACCAGAAGCAAUUGGCCGCAUUUUGUAAACAGCACGGAGUCACUUUAACUGCGUACACGCCACUUGGCAAACCCAAACCGGACGAACAGAAGCCAGAGUUUCUGUAUGCUCCCAAAGUGAAGGCUAUAGCUGAAAAAUAUAACAAGACGCCGCCACAAAUUGUACUGCGCUAUUUGGUGGAGCUGGGUGUUCUACCCAUUCCGAAGUCAUCCAAUGCCGGUCGCAUAACUGAGAACUUUAACAUCUUUGACUUUGAACUGACCGAGGAUGAGAAAUCUGUGCUGGAUGGUUAUAACACGGGCGAACGAAUGGUGCCUUUGAAUUUGAUCAAGGGUCAAAAUCACAAGUACUAUCCAUUUGCCAUUGAGUUUUAAAGCAAAAGCUUAGCCAGUGCACAUGUAAAUAAUUAUUAAUGUGUUAAAUAUAGAUUGCAAUUAGCAUAUGCUUUUCAAUG